Messenger RNA from Stegodyphus dumicola, 5210 nucleotides. RefSeq names its product protein Wnt-7b-like. NCBI's taxonomy places the organism in Eukaryota, Metazoa, Arthropoda, Arachnida, Araneae, Eresidae. Gene Ontology annotation, biological process: positive regulation of JNK cascade; neuron differentiation; multicellular organism development. Gene Ontology annotation, molecular function: cytokine activity; frizzled binding. Gene Ontology annotation, cellular component: extracellular region. The record is from RefSeq and is a predicted model, not a curated record.
AUGGGAAGCAACUUUGUCGGAUCCAAUAAUCUCUUGAGAUCGAUUAAUUGUAAUACCAUUGAGAUAGAAGCCGCCACAAACAAGAUGAAUUGGAAGUUCAGUCCACCCGCAGCACAAUGGUGUGGCGGCUUUUGGGAACGACUUGUUCAAAUGAUUAAGAAGCUUUUGCGUCGAUUCCUAGGCCAGUCAUGUCUGAAUUAUGAAGAAUUGAUGAGUGUGCUGUGCGACUGUGAAGCAACCGUGAAUGCCAGACCACUCACUUAUAUGUCAGAGGACUCAGAUGCUCUCGUCCCUUUGACACCAUCCUUGAUUUUAGGUGAAAUUCCAGUCUUUGGAGUUCCUGACUUGGAUCAUCUUGAUAAAGCUGUUCUCAACACGAUGCGGACAGAAUGCAAGUGCCAUGGCGUGUCCGGUUCCUGUACCAUAAAGACAUGCUGGAACACGCUUCCUGCUUUUACUAAAACAGCGGACUAUCUGAUGCGACGAUAUCAAUCAGCUAAGCGGGUGUUUGCUUUCUGGGGACCUUCGGGAAAUGUUAUAACUUCAACCAGAAAGAAGAGACCUCUGUUCCUGAAGACGAAAAAAUCUAAGAGACCACACAGGAAACCCAGGGCGAGAGACCUCGUGUAUUUAGAAACAUCUCCUAAUUAUUGUGAACCAAAUCCUGCGAAAGGAUCACCGGGGACUGUCGGUCGCGUAUGUAAUCGUGACAUCAAAGAUAAGCCUGAAAGUUGUGCCCUAAUGUGUUGUGGAAGAGGAUAUAACACGCACAGAUAUAAUAGGACAGUUCAGUGUGAGUGUAAAUUUUCUUGGUGCUGUUCUGUUACCUGUCGUUCCUGCAUCCAAGCAAUAGAAAAGUAUACCUGUAAAUGAACUGAACUGUGCCAUUUUACUUUGAGAAUGAACUACAUUUCUCAAAGUGAGAAAUCAGAGACAAAGUUUAAAUUAUAAAUAAAACAACAAUAACUUAACAGUGUACCUUCAUAUCAUCCAAAACAAACUUCAAAGAAGUUGAUAUUUAAAUACUUCUACCUGAAUUGUGAAGUAGUUUUAGAGGAACAAUCCCCUUCGAAAUUCUUAAAAAUACAUAUUGCCUGCCCCCUCCAAAAUUUGCUGAGAGGUAAUUUUUAAAUUUUUCUUUAUGUUAAAAGGUUUAUUUGUAUAAAUAAAAAUUAUAAUUUCAAAGUAGCCCAAUUAAUAAAUUUUAAAAAUUACUCCAAAUAUUAAAAUGGUAUUUUUUUACUUAUUUUAUCCACAUAAGAGAAGUUGUGGAAAUUGAAUUUGACGCAUGGCAAAGCAUUCAUAAAAAAUAAUUUCAGGAAUAUUAAUGGCAAAUAAAAACGUUGAGCAAAUAAAUAUUUAUUUGGAAAAGAUAUGAUCCAUACAAUAAAACUACCAAAUUUUAAUUUUCAUAUUGCAUUAAUAGAUAAAUGAAAAAAUAUUAAUUUAUUUCUUAUCAAAUUACAUGCAACAAAGAAAAUAUCAAAUUAGUUUUGAAAUUAACAAAAGGAAACUAAUAUCACACGCAAUACUGCAAAUUCGAAUACUUUUGCAACUUUGUAAAAUUCUUUCAUAUAAUUGCAUAUUAAAUACAAGAUUACUCGUAAAAUAUAAAACUCGAUUAAUUCAAAAUUUUCAAAUAAUAAUCCUAGAUGCGUAGAGAAACUGUUAAAAGGAAAAAUUUUCGUUUGAUUUUUUGCAUUAUUUCUGCUGAAAGAAAGUUAUAAUGUCACACAAUUACAAAAUUAUACUUUUAAGAAUGAAUGAGAACGUAAAUACUUUAAAUGGCUAUCAUAAUAUUUAUUCAGUAUAAGGCGUAACACUGUACUGAAUGUGAGGAGAAUGAUGUACAAUUUUUACUCAGUAUGAGGAGAAAGGUUGAAUAAAAUAUUAUGAGAUAGACAAAUUACUUUAAUUUGAGUCAACGGAAUCAAGAAAUACUGACGAGAUCGGUGAUUCAUUCAUUUAGAGGCGUACGAUUAAAUUAGACUAACACUUUUCUGAAUAAACUCUACGCAUAGUUGUUUGAAAACAAUGGCCAGAAUACAUACUUUGAUGAUAACAUCAUUUUCUUUUUGCUAGUGGUCUAAACUGGCUACUCAUUUCAAAUUUGUGAAAUAUUUUAUAUUUACAUGAAUAUUUAAAAACCAUUAAGAUGGGGAAAUGAAUGCUAUUAAAAUAUGUUCACAUAUAUUAAAUUGUAACCCAGUUAUAAAAUGAUAAAAGAACAAUAUCUAGUUGAAAAGUACCUAAAAAUGUAAAUUGUGAAUUAUUAGCCCAAAAGGGAGUUAGCCGGAAUAGGCUAUUAGUCUCAAAAUAGAAUUUGGCGGCGUAUCAUUUUAAAUGUAUUUCUUUUCAAAUUGUUGCCCUUUUAAAGGAAUUAAAUAAUGAAGAAUCUACAUGAAUCUAUGUAUGUAUGUUUUCUAAAUGUGAAAAAAUUAUGGUAUCUAGGGCCAUCAAAUUUUGUAUAAAGUAGUCCUCCACCCUAACAUGUGCCCUUGGAAGGGUGAAUUUUAAUUUCGAAUAUGUUUCAUAUGUUGUAAAACUUUAAUGAAUUUUUAACAAACUCGGCGAUUUGAAAGCGAGCAGUGGCGAUAUUGUAUGGAUUAAAACAUUGUUAUCUCCACCGAGCAAGACUGUGUAUAGGAAAUUCCAAAGAUAUGCUGUUUUUAAAUAUUUUGUGAUUUUGCUAUUCAACUAAAUUUUAUGUGAUGUAUGUGGGAAGAACGCGAUAUUUAAUUAAUAAAUUUAACACAUAAAACUUUAAUAAAAAGCAAAAAAAAAAAAAAAAAAAAAAGUUUAUUUAAGCCAAAACUAUACAGUAAUAAGAUAAACUGAGAAAAGACUGGAAAAAAAAAAUAGAAAAAUCUAUGCCAACACUUAACACUUCAUCGGAAGCUCUAAACACAUGCUGCUUUUGAAUUUUUUGUAAUUUAGUUGUUGAAUUGUAUAUGACCUUAAGUGUGAAGAAAAUGAUUCUUAAUAAUGAAGUAAAAAGACAAAAAGAAAUGAGUUAGCAGGAGUGAGUGCAACAGCAGACUGGUAGACUGCGAGCUCAGCGACAGCGUAAGAAAUCUUAGCAAAGCCUUUUGGGUGACCGUUAAAAUCUAAAAUCUUUCGUUUUUUUUUUUUUUUUUAAAGAAGCUGAAUUAAUUUUUUUUUAAAUGAACUUCGUUUAGUAUUUCACUUAUUAAGUAUCAUUCGAUUAAAAUUUUUAAAAUAUUCAAUGUAUGCAGAUUAAUCAACCACUCCAUGCAUGUGUAAUCUAUGAAAUGCGUUAAAUCAGAAAAGCAUUAAGAAUUCAGAAUUGAUAUUGCACCAAGUUGAAUAAAUUAAAUUUCUUCCUUAUUUUCUAAACUUAGAAUUAUAUUAGAUUAUUGAAUGGCAGUAUUUCACUGUUUGCCUCGAAAUUUUUCUCCAGAUUAUCAAAAGAAGAACUAUUAUACUUACAUUUCCUACUCUGUUGCAUCCCAAUCUGCUAAAUCAAGCAGCCCAAAUUUUAAACAUUUAAAAUGACAUAAUGGCAAUACAUUUUUUAAAUGUUCAAUCAUUAAACGCAUACAACAUAUGCUCUUUAAGUAUUAUUUUAUAUAAUAUAGCAAUAAGUAUUACAGGCCGCAGACAGUAUUUCAGAGAUUAUAAUUUAAAAAUUAAACUAACUCUUAAUAAAACAGAAGAGAACACACGCCAAAGUGAAACAUAAAAUUAACAAAGCAACAACAUCGUGUUUGGUUUAGUCAAGAACUUGAUCGAUUUUGAGGUCAAAAAGGUACAGGCUCUUUUACAUCAGGAGCAAAGAAAUCUGCAAGACUGGUAAGUCUUCAUCAGGCGGAAAGAAAUCGGCGGAUUUUUUUCUUUCUGGUGAAGAGGGACCUAUACCUGUUUGCCGUCGAAAUCGAUUCAGUUCUUGACUAAAUUAACGCCAAAAACAAGCUUCUUGCUUUGCUAAUUUUACACAUCUUAACAGUUGUAAAAUAUAUAUAUAUGAGUAAUAUAUGCAACUUAAAUUAGUAUAUCUUUUUGCUGUUUGAGUACAGUUUUAUACUAGUGAGAGUCAGGAACCUAGUUUUAUUAUUUGUUAUGAAAUAAAAUGUAAUACUGUAUAGAGACAUUACGUUUUUUUUUAAUGUGAGGAGAGAUGAAAAAUGAGCAAUGUCCUCGCCGGGACUCGAAUCAUGGACCUCUCGAAUACGCGCCGAGUGUGCUGAUCACUACACCACAAAGGCAUGCUAAGAAGGCGGGAGAAAUACCUUAUAACUGAAAUUGUAAUUUUACGCAUUCUUGAUUAUAAAUUUAGUAAUAUUUGGAAAAAAAAAAAAUCUAGUUUUGGCUUUCAUUGAACUUUACUCAUUUUAAAUCGUUAAAUGAAACAGUUCCAUAACUUAUAUAUAAAAAAAAUAUAUUUAAAUAACAACUUAUUUUUUAUUUAAACAUUAAUAAAAAAUCUUACAAACUGGGGAGAGGGAGCAAUAAGAAUGAUGUAUGUCUAGCAACAAGCUAGAUUUUUUUUAAGUUCCCCAAAUAGAAAGAAAGAAAAAAAAACCCGUUAAACUACAGGCUUGAAUUAUAAAUAAUUUUAUCAUGGUAAGGCAAUAUAUGAGUUUACCUUUCUGGGAGAUGAUCGCCUCAUGUAAGCAGGAAAGCCAGCUUAUGAAAAAAAUAUGCAGCCAGUCGAUUCCACUGCCGAGAAGCUGGAGUAAACUACCAGUGUUUUACAGAUUCUGCCGGCCGCCCCCAUUAGCCCAGCAAAAAAGCGAACAAAACGAAACAAAAACUACAUUUUGGAGCACAAUGCAUAAUUGUGCAAAGAUUUUCUUUUAAAUUUCUCAUUUAACUGGGAAUAAAAACUGGAGCUUCAUAAAAUAAACUGAAAAGCUACUUCACUUUAAUACAGGCAUUUGAAAAAAAAGUGUCCAAAGAUAUGAAACAAGUUCCUACAUACUUUUCUUCAAUUCUUGGUGGAAACAUUCCAGUAUUCUAUGUAAUAAACAGCAGUAAGUUGUUUCUGUUUUUUUUUUUUUUUUUUUUUUUUUUUUUUUGUUUAUGAAUCACAUGUCUGGUAACCAACUGCAUUUCAAGCAGGUUUGAGAACAUUUCAUUAUUGUAAUUAAAUAAUGUAAGAUAAUCUCCACCUUUAAAUGUAAUUAAAAGCAAUGUAGAUCGAAAAUCUAUUCCAAUAAUUCUACAAUAAAGUAAAUGUUAAACCUCCA